Messenger RNA from Seminavis robusta, 774 nucleotides. The record is from the annotation of a GenBank genome assembly. NCBI's taxonomy places the organism in Eukaryota, Bacillariophyta, Bacillariophyceae, Naviculales, Naviculaceae.
AUGAUGAACGUCGCUACUUCCUCUAUCAGCUACGACCCAAUGUUCUGCCUUGAAGAGCACCUCGAAUAUUUCAACGCCAGUGUGGCUCAGAAACUGAAGCAUUCCACCACUGAUUUCGAUGAAAUCUUUGGUAGCGGGCUUUUGGUUCCCUGCCCUGUUCCUCAGUCCCCAACCCAGGAGCAAGUCUUGUUGCCUCGCCCAGUCUCUCCACCCUCCUCUCCUUCCGUGCCAACAAUGACGACAGCAUCGACGCCUCCCCCUGCCCUCAAGCCAGUGGUAUCGAGCGAAGUUGUCCGAUGCCCCAAUCCCAUUCUUCUUGCCAAGCCCACCACCACCAAGGGAGUGAAGCGAGAACACGCCGUGGUUUCCCCCACCACCGUCACCUCCACAUUCUCCGGAGACAGUGUCUCCCCUCCUCCGGCCAAAAAGUCCCGCAAGCGAACUGUUUCCUCCGAGACUGAAACCACUUCCCGCAGUGUGGACACCAAUGAUAAGGAAGAUGUUCGACGUGAACGCAACCGCCAACACGCCAAGCGCAGCCGUCAACGCAAGCGUGAAUUCGUCAACUCUUUGGAAGGAGCCGUCCAAGAACUCAAGGCCGAGAACGAACGCAUGUUGACCCUGUUGGGUCUUUCGGCCAACCACGAUCUGGUCCAACGACAAGAACAAAACCGAGCCGAUGCUGGCAAUGAAAGCUUCAUUGCCGCCCUGCAGCAGAACCGAGUUCUCAGCGACGAUGCACUGGUAUCUCUUCGCGAGUUGUUCCAGUCAUAA